AUGGUCUUAAGAUGUCACUUGCAGGGCAUUCGGCAGGCCAUAAUAUACUGUGUUCAUCGCCAAUAUGCUACAACGUCCGUUCAGCAUCCUUCCAAACUGCGGAACAUGGCUCUGGUAGCUCAUAUAGACUCUGGUAAAACUACUCUUACGGAGUCCAUUCUACUCAAAUCAUCGUAUCUGGCGGCAUCUGGAACCGUGGAUACAGGAAGCACAACGACUGACUACCUUCCUGUCGAACGAGAAAGAGGCAUCACAGUGCAAUCCGCUAGCAUUCCAGUCAAAUGGAAAGAUUGGACCUUCAAUCUUAUUGAUACACCUGGACAUGCUGACUUUGGAAUGGAAGUAGAAAGUGCAAGCCGCGUCGUGGACGGUGCUGUUGUUCUCAUUGACUCGGUGGAAGGAGUAGAGGCCCAGACUCGAGGGGUAUGGCGUCAGCUCGACAGGUAUGGCGUUGGGACUAGGAUGAUCUUUUUGAACAAAUUGGAUAGACCUGGUGCUUCAUUCAAGUCCUCAUUAAAGUCUCUCUUAAAGCAUAGACUUCACCAAAAUCCUAUCGCACUUACGCUUCCGGUUGCUUCCUUCAACCCUCAGCACUAUGCGGAAGGAGAGCCUGGAAUCCAAGGUUUGGUUGACCUUGUUAGAUGGAAUGUCUGGAAAUGGGACGAAGAAGGACAAGUAUCAAAGUAUCCUUUACCCCGGAAUAUCACCGACUUGGAAAAAGACAGCAUUUUACCUCCUUCACAUCCUCUAUCCUCGCAUUUGGUUUCAGCUAGGACUCAACUACUAGAAAAUCUCUCCAUGAUCUCGGAGAGUUUCAUGGAAAUUCUACUCAACUUGCCCUCCGAUCCAUCUGCGUAUCUCCAAAUUGACGAUGACGUUGUAAUGAAGCAUCUUCGUGAAGCAUCACUUGGGUGCCAUAUGCUACCAGUUGUAUGUGGUGCGGCAGCAAAGCACAUAGGUACCGAGCUUGUUAUGGAUUAUGUUGGGGAACUACUUGCAAGCCCAACGGAUGUAAGCCCACAGGUUUGGAAAUCUAAUACACCCGUUCAGUUACUUGCCUGGAAAGUUAAUUGGGAUGACAAGAGAGGUUGGAUGACAUUCGUUCGUGUUUAUGCGGGAAAGCUUACCCGACAAACACUUCUUUUGAACACUAAUAGGAAUCAGAAAGAAAAGGUCUCGAAAUUGCUCUUACUCUACGCCUCAGAGGCCAAAGAGGUUGACGAACUUCCCUUUGGUUCAGUUGGAGUAAUCCUGGGUUUAAAAUAUACGAGAACGGGUGAUACAUUGGUUGCAUCAGGCGCAUCAGAAUCCUUUAGAUCGACGUUACGCGAUAUCACUCCCCCUCCAGCAGUGAUAUCAGCCUCCGUCAUCCCUCGUUCUCAUGCGGACCUCCAACCCGUUCAAAACGCUCUGGAAUCUUUAACGCGAACAGACCCUUCCCUUCGUGUCGAUAUUCAAGAAGGCCAAAUACUUGUGCAUGGCCUCGGUGCUCUUCAUUUGGAAAUUGUGGAGGGCCGAUUGCACGAUGAAUGGAAAGUUAAUUUUGAAUUUGGCCGAAGAUACGUUAGCUAUCGAGAGGCAUUGGGACCUCGGGAACCUUCGCCGAAUUGGAACGUCUGGGAAACUGAUAUCGGUGGCAAGCCUGUUACUUUGACCGCCCCUCUUAAAAUUCGCGCUUUGGAGCCUGACGAAAAGGGUGACCCUGUCUGGGACGGGAACAUUGUAAUUGAUGAAAAGGGAAGACCUGUCCCAGCUCCCGAAUCUAUGCCUGGAUUGCCUUUGACAUAUGCAGCGGAUGGAGUGCUUAGCGCUUUGUCCAAUUCUCCACAUUCGUCUUUGCCAAUGACGCGAUUGCACAUCCAAAUCGGCAGCUUAAAAAACAUCGGAUCUAAAGUUCCGUCACUUAUCACAGGAGCAACGGCUACCGCUCUUCGAAAACGUAUUCGCGACGCAGGAUUUGGUCCAUUAUUGGAACCAUCAGUCUUGCUAAAAAUUUCAGUCGGCGAAAGCAAUUUAGGAAAAGUGGUCAAGGAUUUGACUGAACGUGGUGGCCAAUUAUUGGACCUCGAAGGUGGAAAUAGUUCAAAUGAUGGUUCCGAGGUGGAGGGCUAUUCUGAGGAUGGUGUAUAUAUUCCGCCAGAUUGGUUAUCACCCUCUGGAGCGCCAACAUCUCGAGUUCACAGUCGCGGCUCUCACAUAAAGCGCUCCAUACAGGCCAUUGCGCCAUUAAGCCAAUUUCUCGAUUACUCAAAUCGGUUACGUUCCUUAUCAGAAGGACACGGAACAUUUGAAAUGUCCAACGCCGGUUUCGAAGAAGUUAACGAAGAACGCAAACUCGAAAUUCUCAGAGAGAUCGGACGAGCAUAG
Psilocybe cubensis is the source of this 2367-nucleotide messenger RNA. RefSeq lists its product as uncharacterized. The coding region runs from base 1 to 2367 and encodes 788 amino acids. NCBI's taxonomy places the organism in Eukaryota, Fungi, Basidiomycota, Agaricomycetes, Agaricales, Agrocybaceae. The record is from RefSeq and is a predicted model, not a curated record. The transcript has 4 exons. Gene Ontology annotation, biological process: mitochondrial translation; ribosome disassembly. Gene Ontology annotation, molecular function: GTPase activity; GTP binding. Gene Ontology annotation, cellular component: mitochondrion.